AUGCACACCAACGGAGGGCUAUCUAUGCAACUUCGCCGAACGUGUCUUAACGGUAUCCGCAAACUCCGUGACAGACUCAUCCCUUCAAAACGGCCCUAUGAGCGUCCAAGUAACGCGGACAUACCCCGCUGCUUUUGCAUCGACGAGCUGCUCGAGCUCAUCCUCGAUUUUGUCAAUGACCCGGCCAGCCUCGCCAGUCUCGCCCGUGUGUGCGUGGCCCUGAAAGAGCCUGCGAUCAACGCCCUAUACACGCAUCUUGACAACCCUUUCGUGGUUCUCAUGUGCUUACCACAUGAUUUGCUUGCGGUGGUCCACGAGGACUCAGAGGCGGAUGUACCACGUCGUUGGGUGCUUGUACGGAACUGCCCUUACUUCGUUGUGAUGCAUGUUGGUUGA
Coniophora puteana RWD-64-598 SS2 is the source of this 396-nucleotide messenger RNA. RefSeq lists its product as uncharacterized. The transcript has 2 exons. NCBI's taxonomy places the organism in Eukaryota, Fungi, Basidiomycota, Agaricomycetes, Boletales, Coniophoraceae. The record is from RefSeq and is a predicted model, not a curated record. Bases 1 to 396 code for a protein of 131 amino acids.